AUGUCUUGGUUUAGUGGGAAUUCAAUUUCAGUUACUGAAUUGGACUCGAAGAUCAUCGAAGCUACUUCAGAAUCAAUCCCCAAUGGUGAAAUCGAUAUUUCAAUUGCUCUAGAAAUCACCGAUUUAAUUAGAAGUAGAAAUUUACCCCCAAAACAAUGUAUGAGAAGUUUAAAGAAAAGAUUAACCAAUACUUAUAAUAAUCCUAAUUUAAUCACUUCUACCCUUAAAUUAAUCGAUUUAUGUAUUAAAAAUGGUGGUUAUCAUUUCUUGGUGGAAAUUUCUUCAAAAGAAUUUAUCGAUUAUUUAAUUGAUUAUAUCUUUAAAAUUCAUUAUAAUACUAAGGAUUUUAAAGUUCAAUCAAAUAAUUCAAAAUUGGCCGUUGGUGAAUUAAUAUUGAAAUUAUUAAAAGAAUGGAGCUUUUAUUUCCAAAAUAAUUUACAAUUAAAUUACGUUGAAAAAAUUUAUAAAUCUUUACUUAAUCAAGGUUUCCAGUUCGAAGAUUUAGAUCCAAAUAUAAAUCAAUUAUCUUCCAACUUCAUCGAUCUGGAGGCCCCUCCAGACUGGGUCGAUAAUGAUGAAUGCAUGAUUUGCUACGACGCUUUUUCAGUCUUGAAUAGAAAACAUCAUUGUCGUUCUUGUGGAGGCGUUUUCUGCUCAAAACAUAGUCUGCAUUCAAUCCCCUUGGUCCAUUUGGGUCUUUUGGAACCGGUUAGGGUUUGUGAUAACUGUUAUGAAAAGAUCAAAUUGAAAAAUUCUGGCAAUUUACAAAAAAUUCAAAAUAAUAAUAAUAAUAAUACUAACGAUCGUUCGGUCGAUUUAGAAAAUGAUGAGGACGAACAACUUAGAAAAGCAAUUGAAUUGAGUUUAAAAGAGUCAGGUCAACAAGUAGCUGCUCCUGCUCCGGCCCCUGCUGCCCCUGCUGCCCCUUCCCCUCCUCAACCUCAAGAUGAUGAGUCGGAAGAAAUGAAAGCUGCAAUUGCUGCUAGUUUAAAAGAGUUCGAAGCUCAAGAAAAAUUACAUAAACAACAUGUUGAACAAGAAAAUUAUUUGAAGAAUCAACCUCAACCUCAGCCUCAACCUCAACCUCAACCGGCUUCAGAUUUUUAUGCUAAUUUACCAUUUGAUAAUAAACCUCAACAAAAUGUUCCGCAACAACAAGCUCAACAAGUUCAACAAUUUCAACAAUUUCAACCACAGCAGCCACAACAACCCAUUUCAGAACAACCUACGAAACCACAAGUUGAAGAUUUAAACCAGCAAGAAGAAGAAUCCAUCAAUUUAUUCAUUACUUUAAUGAAUAAUACUAAAAACGAUGCAUCAAAACAAAAUAAUAUCAUUUAUGAUCGUAAUUUAAGUGAAUUACAUAAUAAAGUCAUUCAAUUAAAACCAAAAUUGAAUAAGUCAUUAAGAUUGUCAAUUGAAAGAUAUGAUCAUUUCCUCGAAUUGAACAAUAAAAUCUCAACCAUUACAAGAUUAUAUGACCAAUUUUUAGAAUCAAAAUUGAACCAAGCUUAUAAUAACCAUUAUAUCUCCAGUUAUCCACCUCAGCAAUCUCAACAACCAACCGGUCAAAGAUUACCACCUCAGCAAACAAACCCUUACGCUGCUCCAUAUCCUUUGGAAGAACUGAAAUCUCAAAAUUCUUUAAUGAAUUCUCCC
This is a messenger RNA of Hyphopichia burtonii NRRL Y-1933, 1659 nucleotides long. RefSeq names its product ESCRT-0 subunit protein (gene VPS27). Gene Ontology annotation, molecular function: phosphatidylinositol-3-phosphate binding; metal ion binding; ubiquitin binding. Gene Ontology annotation, biological process: protein transport to vacuole involved in ubiquitin-dependent protein catabolic process via the multivesicular body sorting pathway; protein targeting to vacuole. Gene Ontology annotation, cellular component: ESCRT-0 complex. The transcript has a single exon. Lineage: Eukaryota; Fungi; Ascomycota; Pichiomycetes; Serinales; Debaryomycetaceae. The record is from RefSeq and is a predicted model, not a curated record. The annotation marks the transcript as partial.